Molecule: messenger RNA, 1956 nt
Organism: Bactrocera oleae (olive fruit fly)
Lineage: Eukaryota; Metazoa; Arthropoda; Insecta; Diptera; Tephritidae
Source: RefSeq, a predicted model, not a curated record
AUUAUAUAAACCUACAACCGUUAUGAUAAUGAGCUAAUUAAAACAAUUUAUUGGAUAUUAAUAUAAAAGUAUAAAGGUCUAGAAUGGUCACCAUCAAGUUAUACAUUUUCUUUCUCAUCCGCAUAAAAUAUUUUUUUAUCUCAAAUAAAUUGCAGUUCUGAUAUUAUCAGCUGCAAUGAUCUCCAGAGAACUUUUUCCCUUGAGGGUGUGUCGGCGCUUAACGUUGAUAUAUGUACAUAUGUAAACACAUGCUUAUAUUCACAAAAGAUUUCACAGCAAUGCACGCCUGUUGUAUGAGAGGCAUAGACAGGUGAUAAUCGUAUAUUUUGUAAAUAAAAUAAAUCUGCUAUUAAACUGCAACUUAAUGUGCGCGAAUUAAUAUAUCGAGCGUUUGGCAGAACAUUGUCAGUACUAAUCCGACUCUGUUAUAGUGCCGUAUGUCCAAAAAAGAUCGCUACGGAAUAAUCUGCCGCCUUGCUGUAAAAGUGUGUGCUUGGAGCAAUAAAGGACCUUUGAAAAUCACAUAAAUUUAGCAACAGAAUUUCUAAUUAAUUAAUUAUUGAUAUAAAUCGCGAAGUCGAUUUAUGCUUACUAAAAAUUGUCUUGAAAUUAUUGUUGUUUUUAAACUGUCAACGAGAAGUUUAUACUAUUAAUAAAAAUAAAUGUUUAAAACAAAUCUUAUUUGCAAUUCACAAACAACACACAAACUGACACUAAUUAAAUCUCAAUAUUUAUGAAGUAUAAGAUACAUAUGCUUUGCUACAAGAAUAUGCAAAUAUAGGUGAACUGGAACUAAUUCAAAGCAAAAGACGAUGAAGUGGAAAAGUUUUAAUUUAAAAUCACUUUAAUAGACAAAUUUCAGGUGAAAGUGAGUUAGUUUUGUUAUUAGAAACUAUAAAAGACAAUGCAGCGCUAAUUGAGAAACAUAUUAAAAUCUCUCAUCAGCAUGAAGCUCAGUCAGAAUUCAUAUUUUAUUUUUCUUAUUGGUUUUUGUGUGAGUGCUUUAAACGCAGCUAAACCAAAUAGCGACCGAAGCAGAGCAAAUUUAAUUAUUGGCGGACAAAAAGUGCCAAUUGGCGGAGCACCCUGGGUGGUUUCUAUUAUAAGAAACCGUCAGUUAAUUUGUGGUGGCUCCUUAUUAACUAAUGAUAUAGUGAUUACGGCGGCCAGUUGCAUCAAAGAUGUAAAACCAGCGGAUCUUUUGGUCCGUGCAGGAACUACAGCCUUCAAAAAUAGCGGAAAACUAAGAAGAAUCAAAGAGAUCGUUCAUCAUCCAAAAUAUGUGCAAAACAGCCACUCUUAUAACGUAGCACUUCUACAUUUAUUGCGACCAUUCAAUAAUACUUAUCAACUUGUAGGACAAGUCAGAUUACCUGAUGCAAAUUGGACACAGCCCUCAUCCAUAUAUGUUUUUGGGUGGGGACUAUCGAGCAAUAAGACUAAUGUACUGAUGACUAAGAAUUUGCGUUUCACAAAAACUAAAAUAUAUUCUGAAAAGAAGUGUGUCCAAUAUCUGAGUGAAGAUGAUGACACUGAUUACGUAUUUUGUUCUGGUGAUCGCACGAAAAUUUCUGAUAUUUGUACUGAUGAUAGAGGUAGUCCUGGAAUAUUUAAUGACAACGUUCAGUUUGGUAUAGUAUCCGAUGGCGGAGCAUGUUCUGAAACACGUACGACAAUUUUAACUAAUUUGGCCAAACAUACAAGUUGGAUUAAGAAUUUAGAAAGCGAAUUCGAGAGUGAAAAUGAAAAUAAAAGAACAUACCAGCUUUCGUGACUUUUCAAGAUUUAUUUUAAAUUUUUGUUUUUUUGUCAUAGCACACGAUGCACGCUGUGCAAAGUGUUUCUCUAUUACCUAUCAUUCCUUACUUCAGUUAUUUGCUUUAAAUAUUGUUCUAUUCCUGAAAGAAUAUUCUCCUAUUUGGAUCGCCGCAAUAAACAGACGUGUUUUUAAGUUUA